This is a messenger RNA of Rhinocladiella mackenziei CBS 650.93, 984 nucleotides long. RefSeq lists its product as uncharacterized. Bases 1 to 984 code for a protein of 327 amino acids. The record is from RefSeq and is a predicted model, not a curated record. Gene Ontology annotation, molecular function: nucleic acid binding. NCBI's taxonomy places the organism in Eukaryota, Fungi, Ascomycota, Eurotiomycetes, Chaetothyriales, Herpotrichiellaceae. The transcript has a single exon. Gene Ontology annotation, cellular component: kinetochore.
AUGGCUUCUAAGCCUGGAGCGGACUCUAUAAGUAAUGAAGAUGACUAUAUGAAUAUGAUCUUUGAAGACCCUACCCCAUCUACCAGGAACGAGACCUUGACGCAACGAAAGAGGCGACUUGCUCGCGAGGCUGAGACCAAAGCACGACCGAAAUCAAAGGCGGAACUCGCAGAAGAAGCACACAAGAAAAGAGAAUCAGCAUUGAACUCUGCAACACUAGACACAAGCAAUAAAGGAUUUAAAAUGAUGGCAGCAUUAGGGUACAAGCCUGGGACGGCAUUAGGUGCAACCCGACAGGGCGCAGACGGAGAGACAGACGAUCGAUUGCUUGAGCCGAUCGGGUUGGAAAUGAAGGAUUCACGCAGCGGAAUUGGGGCGGAUGCCGAGAAGAAGCGAAAGUUUAGAGAAGAGGUGGAAGCACAACAAGACGCCGAGAAGAAGAGAAAAGUCGAGACUAGCGAGUUCCGAGACAGACAGCAGAAGGAGCGCGAAGAGAAGCGGACAGAAGGACAAGUCUGGGGUGCCAUGAAAGUGUGUGAGAGACUCGACGAGGAAGAAGAGACUACCAAGUCUGCGGACAACCCUACGGAUUAUACGAGGCGAAAGCCGACCAAACCGUUGAAGAGUAUCAAUGUUUUGUGGCGCGGCCUCGUCAAGCAAAGGGCACUCAAUGAGCGUGAUCGCAGGAUGCGAUAUGGCCUUCGUCAAUCGCUCUCAAAGCGUCCUGACUACAAUGAUCUAGAUGAAGAAGGGGACGACAAAAUGGCGCUGGAAAAGAAAGCAGAGCUCGAGGAAGUUGAUGGGGAAUUGGAUGAAGAAGACGAGGAGCUGGAGGAAUAUGAGGCACUAGAAAUCUCUGAGAAGCUGACGAGGCUGGUGGCAUACCUUCGAGCAAGAUGGAAUUACUGUUUCUGGUGUAAGUACAGAUACCCAGAUAGAGCGAUGGAAGGAUGUCCAGGAACCACGGAAGAGGAUCAUGACUGA